Messenger RNA from Bipolaris maydis ATCC 48331, 1528 nucleotides. RefSeq names its product JAB1/Mov34/MPN/PAD-1 ubiquitin protease-domain-containing protein. Gene Ontology annotation, biological process: translational initiation. The record is from RefSeq and is a predicted model, not a curated record. Gene Ontology annotation, molecular function: translation initiation factor binding; metallopeptidase activity; translation initiation factor activity. Gene Ontology annotation, cellular component: eukaryotic translation initiation factor 3 complex, eIF3m. NCBI's taxonomy places the organism in Eukaryota, Fungi, Ascomycota, Dothideomycetes, Pleosporales, Pleosporaceae.
AUUGUCAUCUUUGAUAGCCGCCAGCGCCUCAACACCACGACUACGUCCACGAUCACCGCCGCCCAGACGACAAUCGCUAUCAUGGCCGAGAACGACUCUUUCCUCCAUCUCGCGCGUCCCCUCGGCCCUGCGCCUCUGGGUGCCCAACCAUCGACUGCCCCGCUGAACGUCGCCAUCCAGCCCCAGGCCGUCUUCUCCAUCCUCGACCAUGCCCUCCGCCGCCCCGCCGACCAGGAACGCGUCAUUGGUACCCUCCUCGGCACCCGCAGCGAAGACGGCACUGAGAUUGAGAUUCGCAACUGCUAUGCUGUCCCUCACACCGAGACGGCUGAGCAGGUUGAGGUCGACAUGGACUACCAGAAGCAGAUGCUUGCCCUCCACCUCCGCGCCAACCCCCGCGAAGUCCUCGUCGGCUGGUACGCAACCAGCAGCGACCUCAACACCUUCUCCGCCCUCAUCCAGAACUUCUACAGCCAACAGGGCGACGGAACAUGGCCACACCCCGCCGUUCAUCUGACUGUGUCGACCGUACCGGGUCAGGACAUUGAGUCCAAGACGUACAUCUCCGCCCCCAUUGGUGUCACUGCCGAGCGCGCGGCCGACUCUUGCCUGUUCAUCCCAGUGCCCCAUGAGAUCAAGUACGGCGAGGCCGAGAGAUCGGGUCUAGAGCUCAUCUCAUCCGCAAAGGACAGCGAGGACCGGUCACAAGAGGUCAUGACCGACCUGGAUUCAUUGGAGCGCGCCAUCCAACAUGUCCUUGACAUGCUUGAGCGCGUGUCCACCUACGUUAACAAUGUUCUGGACGAAGAGGCUGAGCCUUCAUCCGCAUUGGGCCAGUUCCUGAUGAACGCACUCAGCUUAGCACCCAAGGUUGAGCCUGCUGACAUUGAGCGUGACUUCAACGCACACAUCCAGGAUGUCCUUGUGGUAUCAUACCUAGCAAACACAAUCCGCACACAAAUCGACCUCUCGAACCGUCUGGCAACAGCAGCGCUGACGAUGGGUGGUGGUGAUGUUCUUGGCGGCGAAGGCAAGAAAGACGGCGAAAACAGGGGCAAGGGAGGUGACCGACGAGGCGGAGGCAAGGGAAGGCAGCAGAGGGAACAAGAGGCAUGAGCAUGCCGAAAAAGAAAAUGGAUACAUUGCAAGGAGUUUGGCGUUUGGCUAACGCGUUAUUCUAGACGGAGUCAAGCCUCUAGCAACAUGGGCGUGGGAAUGCCCGUUUCUAAAAUGGUUGAUAGAUUCAGCAUGGGGAAAUGUGGGCGGAUCUUGGAAACGUGGAAACUCGUGGAUUCAAGGCAUGAAUGGCAGCCAUGACAAAUGAUGAUGAUGAUGAUGAUGACGACGAAGAUGAUUAGGUGGUCGAGCUGCAGGCUGCUUGCUUCCAGUCCAAGAGAAAACAAAAGCCCUUGCCCAGUAAAAGCGCUGUAUACCUAGUAGUUUUUGUUUGACGCGGCCGCGGUGGUUAAAAUCAUCACUACGCUGAGGGCAUAUGUUGGAACGUUGGAAUGCCAGAUAUUUUGACCUG